AUGGCUGCAAAGGCGAAACAGGUGGAGCAGUGCAAGGACCAGGAAGGCGAAUGUGAAGACGAAAAUGAAGAAGAAGAAGAGGAUGGUGACGAUAACGAAGCAAGGAAUUACGAUCGGGAGAUGGGCCUCCUACUCUUCGCAGGUCCAAAGUGGACGUGUACUGUCGGCGCGAGCCUCGGCCUCGAUGCAUUCCACAGCGUGGGCCUCUGGCACGAAUGGCAGAGGAGAUUCCUCGAGGGCUUGGUGACAAGGAUGUUCACACCGUGGACUCAGAAUUGCAGUCCCAGCACAGUGAAGAAGAAGACGAUGGCUCACAGUCACGGACAGACGGCAUCCAAUUUCAAAAGGCGUGAAGUUUACGCCGUAAAGGUCUUCACGGUGUCCUCCACAGUCCAGAGUAUGUUCUUCAAUCUUCACUGUGAGGACCAAGGAGUCCUCACAGUCACGGACUCGCGACAUCCAAAACGGCGUGAAGUUUACACUGUAAAUCUCCUCACGGCUUCCUUCCCCAAAGGGAUAUUUCCUUAUGCCCUUUUUCGAUUACCGAGCCUCACUACUCUCUACAUAGGUAACAACCAAAACUUGUCCGGGAUUCUUCCCAAAUCCAAUUGGACUAGUCCUCUUGAGGCUUUGUCUCUCUGGGGUACAAGCUUUUCGGGAGAGUUGCCCAUACAGGUUUUCUCAAACACCUCAUUAGGUGUUAUAGAUUUGUCCAACAACAAGUUUAGAGGGUCAAUUCCACUUCCAUCUCCUGUCACAUAUUAUUAUUCUAUUGCAAGUAAUAACAUAACCGGAAAGAUCCCCUCUUUGAUAUGCAAUGCCACCUGGCUCGAGAUCAUUGACUUGUCCAACAACAGCUUAACAGGUAGCUUGCCUUGGUGCUUAACAAAUUUUGGCACCAAUCUGUCAAUUUUGAACUUGCGAAUGAAUCAGCUCGAGGGCACAAUUCCUCCAUUUUUUUCUUUGAGAAGUGGCUUGAUGACUUUUGACUUGAGUCGAAAUCGGUUUGAAGGUACAUUGCCCCAGUCGCUUGUCAAAUGUAGAUAUCUGGAAGUUCUGGAUCUCAGUCACAAUCAGAUAGAGGAUACAUUUCCAAGAUGGUUGGGAACACUCCCAGAACUAAAAAUUCUCGUUUUAAGGUCCAACAAUUUGAAGGGUCUUUUGGAUAUUCCUAGGGGAGCUCACCUCUUUCCCAAGUUACACAUUUUGGACCUCUCUAACAAUAGCUUUAGCGGUCCUUUGCCAACUAACUUGAUGAUGAACUUUAAAGGCAUGAUGAAUGGCGAAAAUGGGCAUGGCGAAUCAUUGUAUAUGACACGAUCUUUCCAAUUGGCGACAUACGAAAAUUCGGUGGCCGUGAUGAUGAAAGGGCUAGAGGUUGAGCUAGUGAGGAUCUUGACCUUCCUCACAAUUAUUGACUUGUCAUGCAACUCUUUCCAAGGGAACAUCCCUGAAGUUAUUGGACAUCUUCACUCUCUUGUAGGGCUCAACCUUUCUCAUAACCAUCUUACGGGUUCCAUCCCACCGAUUCUAGGGAACUUGGCUAAUCUUGGAUGGCUUGAUCUUUCUUCAAACAAGCUUAGUGGGUUGAUUUCUGGAAAACUGGGAGAUUUGGCUUCCCUUGGGUACUUAAACCUCUCGAAGAACCAACUUAUCGGUCGAAUUCCACAAGACAAGCAACUGAGCACAUUUUCAAGUAACUCGUUUAGUGGGAAUCCAGGCUUAUGUGGAACUCCAUUGCCAAAAGUAUGCCCUGGCGAUGCACAGUCUCCUUUGCCAUCGUCCUCAUCAACUUUUGACCGCAAAGGGCAUGAGAGUUGGUUAAAAAAGAAUACAACAUGGAUAGGCUAUGCAUCGGGAAUCAUAAUUGGGAUUUCAAUAGCAUACAUUGCAUUUGAAACACAAAGGCCCAAAUGGCUCACACAAGGUGUGAGAAUGCUGGAGAGAGGAGUAGCCGAGUGGAUGGAAAAGCCAAAGGGGAAGGCCAUCAAAUUUCAUUGA
Messenger RNA from Eucalyptus grandis, 2001 nucleotides. RefSeq names its product receptor like protein 26-like. The coding region runs from base 1 to 2001 and encodes 666 amino acids. The transcript has 6 exons. Lineage: Eukaryota; Viridiplantae; Streptophyta; Magnoliopsida; Myrtales; Myrtaceae. Gene Ontology annotation, molecular function: protein binding. The record is from RefSeq and is a predicted model, not a curated record.